Molecule: messenger RNA, 300 nt
Organism: Caenorhabditis briggsae
Lineage: Eukaryota; Metazoa; Nematoda; Chromadorea; Rhabditida; Rhabditidae
Exons: 1
Coding region: 1-300 (99 amino acids)
Source: RefSeq, a predicted model, not a curated record
AUGAUGGAUCCUACUGUUUUUGCUGUUCUGGACACUACUAAUUCCAAUUUCUCUGAAAAUUUCUAUUCUAUGGAUUCUGAAGUCUUCAAGCCAUCCACUUCUGACUUCGAAGAAGAUGAAGACACCUAUUCUGAAAUUUCUGAUUUCUCGGAUUUUGAUUUUCCUGAUUCAGAAGAGGACGACGAUGCUCAAACUCUAGAAGAAAUUCAAAAAGAAAUCGACGAAGAAUUCGAGAGACUUCUUAAGGAAUUGGACCAAAUGGAUGCUGAAAUUCAGGGAUUGCGCCAGAGUUUAGUUUGA